AUGUCAACCGUUCAGGAGGUGAUCGGUGGUACAAAAUUCUGGUUUCCAGAGCAUUUCCCAGCCAUGGAGCCAGACGUGCUGCCGGUAUUCUAUUUCAACGAUCUGCUCUUGAGCAAUAUUGGCGACACGAUAGGUCUCAAUUUGUUCGAACCCCGCUACCAGCUCAUGUGCAACCGCAUGGCCUCGGAUCCACGGUUCCUGUUCAUGCCCAACUACGAGGACGUUCGACAAUAUGACUACCGCUGCGCACCGGGAGACGUUGGAUUCGUGGUGCGAUUGACUGGAUUGUGGCAGCAGGCACACGGCAGCAGCUACGGGGUGCAGGGCUACGCCGAGCAGUUGGUAGCGGUGUCAUGCGCUUGGGAGGAACCGGACACCCACCACCUCCACUAUGCGCAGUACUGGAAGUUGGACGAAACAAAGGCACCGCUCUACCACAAGGAGAUUCAAGCGUUUACCCAUGGCUUGCUUCAGUGCGGAUGGACAUCCGUCCCUGAGCAGUACCCCUCAGGGCACAUCCGGCGCUUUUGCAACGGCCAGUCUGAGGUGCUUUGUGGUUGCAAUUGGCCGGAUCGAGCGUGGGUUCUGGCAUUCCUCGCUGACGAUGACGAGAGGCACUUGAAAUGUGGCUGGACGGCAGGGCUGCCAGAAUUGGUUUUGCCGCGCUUUACUGGAGACUCUUUUCUGGAGAAGGCCGUACAGGGCUUCCCAGCUCUGCCGCGUGGAACACCAUUGCAGGAGGUGCUGGAGCAGCUGCGUGCGGGCGUGUCAUCUGAUGCUGAUGCCACGCGCUCCCUCCGCUGCGCUAGCGGCGUCUCUGCUUCGGCGGUGUCCAGAGAGGACCACGACCACAACCGCAAGGACCAGCGUCUACCCGACCUGCCAAAGGUUCUGUGGGCGCAGCUCUUGAGCGAGGUGGACUUCGUCGGUCUGCGACCCUUGAGAAGCGAUGGCAACGGAGGCUAUGUCGCGGCCAAAACAGUCGAACCAUCAAUCGUGGUUCUGCUGUCCAACGAUUCAAACGUUGAUAUCCGUGCACUGCCUCAGGACGUUGAGCUAUCUGCCGAGUCGGCUCUCGCGUGCCUGUCAAAGCUUCAGUGGCAGUUGAACAGGCUUCGCUUGGCAAUCAUCCAUCGGGCUCGGUCUAAAGGCCAGCGGCCCCUCGCCAUGCUUGAGGAUGACGUUGCGCAGCAGAUGUGUGACUUCGUCGCUUAUCGUCCAGUGCCAGCCCGGGAUGCCAGGACACGAGUCCCGUGA
Molecule: messenger RNA, 1257 nt
Organism: Symbiodinium sp. CCMP2592
Lineage: Eukaryota; Dinophyceae; Suessiales; Symbiodiniaceae
Source: the annotation of a GenBank genome assembly